This is a messenger RNA of Aspergillus calidoustus, 1677 nucleotides long. The record is from the annotation of a GenBank genome assembly. NCBI's taxonomy places the organism in Eukaryota, Fungi, Ascomycota, Eurotiomycetes, Eurotiales, Aspergillaceae.
AUGGAUUCCGAUAUGUCGUCCAUCGCCGACCAAAUCGCCGCCCUCAAGGGCGAAGCCGUGCCCCCAUCUCUUCACAACUUCGUCACCGUUCGCUGCCUCAUCCGGGGCAUUCGGUACCACGAUGGGUUCGCCAAAGAGCUUCACAACAACCCCGAGCAGCCAAUGAUUACCCGCGCUCUCAACACCCGUGCAAUAAUGAGCAAUAGGGUACCCUUGAUGUCCCAGGAACAAUUCCCAUAUUGUUUCUGGCACCCUGAUGUGCCUAGCGAGGAGACCCUGAAGCAGCUCUUAGCGGCGUACCCGGAUAAUGCUUUAUUACGCUACCAAGUGGGUCGCGCUUGUGCAGCUGGAGGCUACUUUAAUCUUUAUGCCGAGCUUUGCCUCCUUCCGGACGUUGCCAUUGCCGAAGAGGCUCGUGAUAACCAGGCAGGCCACGUUAUCUACGAGACAAUAAUGAAAGCGCCUGUUCGAUACGCCUACAUGGAUGACUACAAUCGCUGUUUACGAUCAGAGCCACUUGCGGGCGCGUAUCUAAAUGGGUACACUUGCGUCCGUUCAAUACUGGACCAGAAACUGCCUAUUGGCCCAACUCCAUACUCCCCAGUAAUCCACAAUCGUGUGUUUGAUAUCACUGAAGAUUGGUCCCUUGACAUAGGUGGAGUUGAACCACAUGCUCGAGCUAUAGACCCGCAGACAGUGGCCCUCCUCCAUAGCCCGCUCCCAGCGGACCUGCCCACAGUUGACAAGGACCUGCUAAUCCUUAUGGCUGCCUGGUCAGGCAAUAUUGAUCGAUAUGUCCGACUUCGACGGCCAAGCAAAAUUGAGGGCGAGCUACCAUGCAUCGUCCGGGGCAUCCACCACUACCCUCUUUUUGCCAAGUGGUGGUUCACACAGUCAAACACAGACCCACGGAUCCGACAAGCCGUUCACGCCCGCUGUAUCAUGAACAAUGAUCUCUCGUGGCUUAAUGAGUUACUACCAGACUCGGGCCUCCCUGAUGAUUCUAUUUGGUAUCCACAGCCUGCGGAUGAAGCAACAUACCGCGAACUUCUACGACAGCGUCCCGUAAUGCUCUAUACUAUUGCACGCGCCUGUAUUUGUGCCGAUUACGAGAACCUCUUUACGAGUCUUGAUAUUGUUCCAAAUAUGCACCUAUACAGGGAUGCUAUGACGAGCAGGAAUAAGCGUUAUCUCAAGUAUCUGGAGCUCAAGGCUCUCGAGCACGGCAUCCAGUUGGAUCUUCUGCCCCUGCCGGACGAGGAAGAUUGCGCCGGGCCCCAGCCAUAUGCCAUGCUCAAACAGGAGAUCCACUCGCAUAACAGCGGAACACAGUGCAUGAUUUUGCAGCGCGAAAUUACCCUGGACCAUAUAGGCUUUCGGCCGGAAGAGCUGGCGACCACAGCAUCAAUAGUUGGGCAGGUCUUACUUCAUGCAUGCAUAGCUGAUCCAGGGAUACGACCCCAGCCGCCAUAUGACUCGCUCAAUCUCAAAGAGCUGUACGAAGCUCCACCGGAAGAUCGGGAACUGGUUGGACUAUGGCCGCCACGCGGGGGUUAUUCGAGUCGUGGCCGUGGCCGGGGGCGAGGGCAUCGGCGAAAAGAUGGGUUGUAACUAAGAUGUAGCGAACUUAGCUAGACGUGGGGGAUUAAUAGCGACUAAUGGAAGGGCCACCAAGGC